Wallemia ichthyophaga EXF-994 is the source of this 795-nucleotide messenger RNA. Its product is annotated as NADH-cytochrome b5 reductase 2. Gene Ontology annotation, molecular function: cytochrome-b5 reductase activity, acting on NAD(P)H. Lineage: Eukaryota; Fungi; Basidiomycota; Wallemiomycetes; Wallemiales; Wallemiaceae. The transcript has 3 exons. Bases 1 to 795 code for a protein of 264 amino acids. The record is from RefSeq and is a predicted model, not a curated record. Gene Ontology annotation, biological process: ergosterol biosynthetic process.
AUGGUCUACAAAUCUCCACAGCCAGCGAAUGGUCUCAAAGCCGAUGGAUUCCAGCCACACCGUCUUAUCCGCACCCAACAAGUAAACCACGACGUCAAGCGUUUCACCUUUGCUCUGUCAUCUCCAGACAGCUACUGCGGUCUCAACGUCAAUGCGAUUACCAUGAUGAGGUGGCACAAGCCAGGGAUGAAGAAUCCAAUCAUGCGUCCCUACACGCCGACGAGCGAGGUUGACAGGCGCGGAGAGAUUGAAUUCACCAUCAAGCGUUAUGAGGAUGGCAAGAUGACGCCCCACCUCCACUCAUUGCAGCCUGGUGAUCACGUCGACAUAGGCAAACAAAUAACAAAAAUCCAGUAUGAGCCAAAUACUUGGGAUAGGGUUAUCUUGAUUGGUGGUGGCUCAGGUAUAACUCCACUCUAUCAGCAACUCCUUCACUCGUUAGAUGACGCACACGACAAGACAUGUUUCACGCUCCUUUACGGUAAUAAAACGCCUGGGGAUAUUCUCCUGCGUGAGGAGUUUAACGAGAUGGAAAAGAAGCAUGCGAAGCGCUUCAGAGUUGUGUACACGGUCGAUCAGCCAGAUGGCAGCUGGGAUGGCUUGCAUGGCUUUAUCAACAAGGAUCUGAUAGCAGAUCAAAUCAAGGACACUGACAAUUACAAAAUAUUCGUGUGUGGACCACCUCCGCAGAUGGAGGCUAUCUCGGGCAACAAAGCACAGGAUGGUUCGCAAGGAGAGAUCAGCGGUGCACUUGCACAGCUUGGUGUGCCAAUAGAGAAGGUGUUCAAGUUCUAG